UAUUAUGACACAGCGGUGUUCCGCGAAAUUGUUUCUUGGAGUUGAGAGAACUGACUGUUGCUCACUGUAAAAUAGGACAAGUGGACGCCGGAGUGCAAGCUCAGAGACCGGUGGAACAUACGUCUCAGGAGCACAGUAGCUUAAAGGAGGGAAGAAAAGAGCACGACUAAAGAAGAAGAACAGGAAAGGAGCACAACUGUUAUCUCUCUUGAGGCGGCGUUCAUUUGUCCGCCCAGCAUCCUCCAGAAGAAAACGUUCCGUCUUUUUCGAGACAGGGACUGAGGCCGGCACGUGUGGAUCAUUAGCCACGUUUCCAAGGAGGACUGCGGUCUGACCACGACUCUUCGGAUUGUUUUCCAGACUCCAACUCUGCGCAGACUGCCUGCACUCCACCCAGAUCUGCUCCAGCGAUGUCGGAGGCUGAGGUCUCUGUGGACUGCGUCCCCACUUGUCCUCUGGAGAGGACAGAGGACGUAUUUAAAGACAGCCAAGAAAACGGCACUUUACUGAUGGUGGCGAUGAUUUUACUGGACUUAAAGAAAUGCGGUCCAGACGCAGGAGACGGCAGAUGUCUCGGCGGUGCCAUGGAAGCGGGAAGGCAGGAGAAAGAGGAGCGGGGGAGCAGUCGGGUGUCUCCGGUUCUCAAAAAGCCCCGGAACAAGGCGCCGGGCAGAACGGAGACCCCCGAGAAGAAGCACGGCUGCCCCUUUGCCGGGUGUGGGAAAAUGUACGGGAAGUCGUCCCACCUCAAAGCCCACCUCAGGGUCCACACCGGGGAACGUCCCUUCAAAUGCACCUGGCCAGACUGCAGUAAGAAGUUCUCCAGAUCGGACGAGCUCACACGCCACUACCGCACGCACACGGGCGAGAAGCGCUUCAACUGUCCGCUGUGUGAAAAGUGCUUCAUGAGGAGCGACCACCUGACCAAACACGCCCGGCGACACGCGGGCUUCCAUCCCAGCAUGCUGCAGGGCUCCAGUAUUGCCAAGAGACGCCGCUGCUCCACCUCCAUAUCCUCCUCCGACUCUGGGGACCAAAGUCCUGCAGGAAUCUGAAACACCUACUGUCCAUGAUUGGUUUUAUAUAUAUAUAUAU
Molecule: messenger RNA, 1095 nt
Organism: Poeciliopsis prolifica (blackstripe livebearer)
Lineage: Eukaryota; Metazoa; Chordata; Actinopteri; Cyprinodontiformes; Poeciliidae
Gene: klf9
Product: Kruppel-like factor 9
Exons: 2
Coding region: 411-1055 (214 amino acids)
Biological process (GO): regulation of transcription by RNA polymerase II
Molecular function (GO): DNA-binding transcription factor activity, RNA polymerase II-specific; RNA polymerase II cis-regulatory region sequence-specific DNA binding
Source: RefSeq, a predicted model, not a curated record